This is a messenger RNA of Eriocheir sinensis (Chinese mitten crab), 1413 nucleotides long. Its product is annotated as carbohydrate sulfotransferase 11-like. The record is from RefSeq and is a predicted model, not a curated record. Gene Ontology annotation, cellular component: membrane. The coding region runs from base 276 to 1268 and encodes 330 amino acids. Gene Ontology annotation, biological process: carbohydrate biosynthetic process. The transcript has 6 exons. Lineage: Eukaryota; Metazoa; Arthropoda; Malacostraca; Decapoda; Varunidae. Gene Ontology annotation, molecular function: sulfotransferase activity.
ACUCCCUACUCCACUUCUUCAGGCGGUGGAGAGCAGGCAGAGCGAGUGCAGAGGAGUGUGGAGUGUGAGGGGUAUACCAACUGAGGAGUGUGAAGGGUAUAGCAACUGUGUAUCUUCAGGUAUUGUGGAAGAGUGCUGAGUCAAAGGCCACUCCGUAAUUUUAACACCGACGAAGACGUUCAAGCAAGACCAAAACACGGCCUUGGACCAAGACUUCGAGCACGGGAACGGCGUCUUCUAUAUAGUGGCAAGACGUUGGUGGCUGCCGCGUCCCUAUGUCACGGCCUGCACGAGUCCUCAUCUACCUGUGCACGGCGUUUGUUACCUGUGUCCUCUGGAUCGAUGGCCCGGCCCGCUCAACACUCUGGUGGGGCGCCCCUCAGCCCCUGCCUCCAACUGUGGAGGAAGACCCCAAGGAGUCCGACAUCAGCCCAGAGCAGCAACAAACCCUGGCGUGGGAGACCGAGCAGCGACGCAGGAAGGUGGUUCUCAAUCUGGCGUGCCGACAGUGGCUGCCCAAGGCCUCCAAGUACCUCCCCAAGGGCAAAGAUGACCUGAAGUACCUCCUCGUGGAUGACCAACACAAGGCACUCUAUUGUUUUGUGCCCAAGGUGGGCUGCACGAACUGGAAGCGCCUGUGGAUGAUCCUGACGGGCCUGAGCCAAGAGGAUAACCCACAGGACAUACCGGAAGACGUCCCUCACCUCCUGCACGACCAGAUGAUGCUCGUAAAUCAGCCCUACGACGCAUCCGAGCUACAACAUAAACUAGACACCUACAAGAAACUCAUAGUAGUGCGGGACCCCUUCGAGCGCUUCCUCUCAGCCUACCGGGACAAGCUGGAGGGUGGCACGAACAAGGUCUAUCAGGAGAAAGUUGCUAAUAAGAUCAAAUCGUUCUGGCCAUUCAGCAGCCACACCCCAAAGAACGUCACCUUCCCAGAGUUUGUGGACUUUGUGACGGGCCUCUCUGACACCUCCUACUUCGACGAGCACUGGAGGCCGUACCAUAAACUCUGCUUCCCCUGCGCCAUACGUUACCAUGUCAUUGCCAAGUACGAGACGCUGACCGAGGACUCUGAGAGGUUCCUACGACUCAUUGGGGCUCCCGAUAACCUCCACUUCCCGCCCUAUGUCCCAGGCAACACCUCCUGCAUCCUCCCACAGUACAUGGCGAGCCUCAGUCAGGCCCAGCGCCGCAAGCUUUACAAGUUGUACCAGAGAGACUUUGAGGCGUUUGAAUACCAACCGUUUGGGGGACCAGACUAAGGUUGCCCACAAAACCCUGCCUUAAAUUAUUCUAUCAGUGUAAUCAGUCAAUGAAUCAAUAGGGGGAUAUGCCGGGGGCUUGACACCUUGCCCACUCUACAACGCCAACCCCACAGGCUUCAAGAGUGUAAGAAACAAUACAAUG